AGAGAGAGAGAGACAGAAAGAGAGAGAGAGAGCUCUCUCACUCUCCGUCUCUCGCUCAGUUGACAACAAGACAGUGAGCGGGAAUCCUGAAUCCCUCGGAUGACCUGGAGCACUGGAUUUUGAAGAGCUUGAAUGGCCUGCGGUUGGAUGACCAUGCCACAGAUACAUGUCAGCACCGAUCACACAGGCACACAUGUGGCCCUGCAUCGUAAGCUGUGGCUGUGACCGUGUUAUCAAGGAAAUUCCUGGAUCCCCCAGGGUCACCUCCGUGGGUUUUCUAUCUGCACAAGCUUCUGUUUCCACAUCGCGGACACACAAAGCCAAUCUGUAUGGACGUGCAGUCCCAGUAACUCAAGAGGUCCCUGGAUUGCGGUACCGUUGUCGAGCAUGACUCACAGUGGAUUCACCUGAUCAUCACACUGCAGAUACAACAAGGGACGAAACAAACUAAGGGAGACUCCAGAGACACGAUGGCCACUGAAGAGAAUCCGACACAGGUGGGAGCUGUCGUGCUGACUCCUCCAGCCACCGGGAGCAGAACCAGCAGAGACGCCAACGACAGCCAGGAAGUACGACUUUACUGUGACCAACUGCUUCAGUCCAAACAGAGGAGCAGCCCUUCCAUCCCCACAUACAGCAAGCUGUCAUGUGACAGUGGGAAAGGGGCGACCUUGGACGAGGAAUACGUGUGUUUGGAUUACAACUCCAAACUCUUGAGUGCAGAGGAGAAACUUUGUCCAGAGCUGAACGCUGGCAAGAGAAUUAAAGGAAUGACUAACACAGCUAGUUCGAUUCCUGGGAAAAGUUUGGAGGGGUGUCAGCUGGACGCCCCGGGAGAAGGUGUGGAUGCAGGUGGAAACAGAACUGGCAGCCCUCGCUGCUCCUGCACUGUGUCGAACCUUCACGCCAGCAGCCCCAGAUCCACUCCGAGCCCCAACUCCAGCCCGGCUCACAGUCCUCACCUCAGCUCCAGACCCUCCAGGCCCAACCAGAGACACCUCCGCCGCAGCAGCCUGCCUGUGUCCAUGCUGCCUUUCUCCAAGACAUCACCUUACCUCUCAUCACAGGGCAGCCCCUCCAGUGAACCAGCCUCGUUGUCAUCAUCCCCCUGUGGCUUCCCGCUCUCCCACCACAACCACCAGCAUCGCCAAAACGGACACAUCCGCCGGCACCAUCUCAAAGACGGCUACUCAAGUUUGGAGCGGCUCAACAGGAGGCCCCGGGUCAACAAAUGCUCCCUGGAGAAGAUGUUCCGGCGACGGGCAUCUCUGGAAGCCAUGACGGCUGCUUUGGGGCACGUGGAGAGUCCGCCCGCAGGAGGGAUGAGGCACUGCAGCGUGGGGAGCAGCAGUGAGGAGGAGGACGGAGAGGCCUCCUUAGAGAACACGGACUUUGUGAGGAACCGUAAAGAGCGUUCCACCGUCCUGGUGAGGCGGUUCUUCAAGAAUAACCAGAAGGUGACCAAGUCGGUGUGUACUGGAACCAGAGCGAUUGUAAGGACGCUGCCGUCGGGACACAUCUCCGAGGAGGUGUGGGAGCUGGUGGUUCACCGCAGGAUGUGUCGACCCAGCAAAAAGGAGAUCCGGCCAAUCCUAACGCGUGGCAUGGGAGAGGAGCUCCGAGUCUGCAGGGACGUGCUGCGCUUGGUCCGGGUCAAACCACAGCAGGUUACCAGCUGUGUGCAGGACCGAGAGGAGCUCAACCUGAUUCAUCCCGCCAAGAAGCUCCUGCUGUCUCUCCCUGGACGCGUGUGUCUCCGUGUGUCUCAUUGGCCGUCGCACACCGCCGGCGCCAACCAAGCCGGACCCGAUCUGAACUCCUGUCUCAAUCCCCGGUGUUGUCGUCCUUCUCAGCCACUUCGGUUUUAUCGCUCGUGUGGCCAGAGGACGUCCGUGUGCUCCCUGCUGACCGGGGCCCUCCUGGAGGCCACAGCCGCCCUCGGGGCCCGCUCCGCCCUGCCCUUCCCUCCGCCUCAGGGUGCCACCAGCCACGGCGUGCUGAAAGAGCGUCAGCUGGCCACCAGUAUGACCAGCAGCAGCACUCUCCCUCCCAGCGUCAGCGGGAUCAGCAAGGAGCUGACGGAGCUGCGGCACGUCGUGCAGUUCCCUGAGGAGAUCGCCUGUCUCCUCACCGAGCAGGAGCAGCAGCUCUACCAGCGGGUCUUUCCCCUGGACUACCUCUGCUUCCUCACCCGAGACCUGGGCAGUCCCGAGUCUCAAACUAAACGCCACCCGAGCCUCAAGCCGUCGCUGUCGGCGCCCGCCACGCCUACCCAGAGUGCUCAGCGGUGCAACGCCGUGGAGGACCUGGUGACACGAUUCAACGAGGUGAGCUCCUGGGUGACCUGGCUCGUCCUGACUGCAGGCUCCAUGGAGGAGAAGAGGGAGGUCUUCUCCUACCUGGUCCACGUCGCUAAGUGCUGCUGGAACAUGGGGAACUACAACGGCGUCAUGGAGUUCCUGGCAGGACUCAGGUCUCGUAAGGUGCUGAAGAUGUGGCAGUUCAUGGACCAGUCAGACAUCGACACCAUGAGGAGCUUGAAGGACGCCAUGGCUCAGCACGAGUCCUCGUCUGAGUACAAGAAGGUUGUGACCAGGGCUCUGAAUAUCCCAGGGUGCAAGGUUGUCCCAUUCUGUGGGGUUUUCCUGAAGGAGCUGAGUGACGCGUUAGACGGGACAGCAAGCAUCAUCAGCCUGAAACCACCUGCAGACAAGACAGAGGGCGCUAUAGAGUUUGUGUCCGACUACAGCGGCCAGCACAACUUCAUGUCCCGGUCCGGUCCCAACGGUCUGCACGUCCCAGAGAAGGAAGCUACCGUCAGCAACAUCCUGCAGAUCAUCAGAUCUUGUAAUCGCAGCCUGGAAGCCGAGGAUCCCGACGAGGCGUCCACCAGUCCCUCGUCCACGGGCCCGUCCCCUGCGUCCAGGAGCAACUCGUUCAGGGACCGCUGCCACAACCAAUUCAUGGUCGGGGACUUGUCCGACUCAGAUGGCGACCUGUCGUCUGAGCCGGUGGGGAAGGAGGUGGAGUUCCAGGGAACAGAGGAAACACACCGAGCUUUCAGCCACGGCACCGAGCUCAUUCCCUGGUACGUCUUGUCGCUACAACCAGACGUCCAGCAGUUCCUGCUGCAGGGGGCCACAGUCAUCCACUACGACCAGGACAGCCACCUCAGCGCCCGUUGUCUGCUGCGCCUGCAGCCUGACAACACAACCCUCACCUGGGGUAACCCUCAGAGCGGAGGAGCCCCCCCUCCGGAGCAGCCACUGGGAUUAGGACAGACGGUGGUGGCGGGACUGGCUGAAGGUCUGCUGGACCUGGGAGUGGUGAAGGCGGUGUUCCUGGGUCACCAGGGGGUGGACGUGCACGCCGUGUGUUUGCAGAACAAGCUGAGUCACAUGACGGUGGAGGAGAACGGCCUCAGCCUCCUCUACGGCCUCAGCACCACUGACAACAGGCUCCUGCACUUUGUGGCCCCCAAUCACACGGCUCAGGUUCUGCACAAGGGCCUAUCAGAGCUGGUGAACGCAACCAGGAAGUUGAAGAAGUUUCCCGACCAGCGGCUGCAGUGGCUGCGGAGGCAAUAUAUCAGUCUGUAUCAGGAGGAGGGCCGGUACGAGGGCCCCACGCUGGCCCAGGCCAUCGAGCUGUUCGGGGGCCGCAGGUGGAACAUGAGCACCGGUGGAGCGGAGAAAGCUGGAGCCCAGAAAAACAGCCCGCUCAGCAUGAACGAGAAGGCCAAGAAGAAGAAGAAGGUCCUCGUCAGGGGAGACAGUGGGGACGCCACAGAUGACGAGAUGGUUUCCAGGAAAACACGGAGCUGCAAGGAGGGACUGUACCGGAACGGGCUGGAGUCCGACAGCAUCGACCAAGAGGAUCCAGACGACAACUUCCCUGGACCCUUCUCCCUCUCAUCCAAUAAGAGCCCGGGAUUGCUUGCCUCUUCCUCGUCCUCCUCCUCUUCCUCCAGCAUGGCGGGGUCCAACCCGUCCCGUCCACAAUCCUCUCCGGUCCUUUCAGGAACCGUCAAGUCGCAGCCAGGGACGUGGAGCAGCCGGUCGUGGCACGGCCGAGGAAAAGGCUGUUUCCGAGGGUUCCAGAACCUCAUGAUUUCUGACAGCACCAUGAGCUUCAUCGAGUUUGUUGAGCUCUUCAAAUCAUUCAGUAUCCGGAGCAGGAAGGACCUGAAGGAGCUGUUUGACACCUUCGCUGUCCCCUGCAGUCGAUCGAGUCCAGAAUCCGCUCCUCUCUACACCAACCUCAGGAUAGACGACAGAGACACUGGGCUGCAGCCGGACCUUGACUUACUGACCCGCAACGGCUCUGAUCUCGGCCUGUUCAUCCGGACCAGGCAGCAGAUGUCGGACAACCAGAAGCAGAUCUCGGACGCCAUCGCGGCAGCCAGCAUCGUGACCAACGGGACGGGCGUGGAGAACGCAUCACUGGGUGUACUGGGAUUGGCCAUCCCCCAGCUCAAUGACUUUUUGGUCAACUGUCAGAGAGAUCACCUGAGCUACGACGAGAUCCUCAGCAUUAUACAGAAAUUUGAGCCCUCGUCAAGCAUGAGGCAAAUGGGCUGGAUGUCCUUUGAAGGUUUUGCAAGAUACCUGAUGGACAAGGACAACGUUGCGUCUCGGAAUGAAGAAUCUCAAAUGAACCCGGAGGAGCUGCAGUAUCCUCUGUCCUACUACUACAUCGAGUCCUCUCACAACACGUACCUGACGGGUCACCAGCUGAAGGGAGAGUCCUCUGUGGAGCUGUACAGUCAGGUGCUGCUGCAAGGCUGCAGGAGCGUUGAGUUGGACUGCUGGGAUGGAGAUGACGGCAUGCCGGUUAUUUACCACGGACACACACUCACCACUAAAAUACCCUUCAAGGAUGUGGUGGAAGCCAUCAACCGGGCUGCGUUCGUCAUUUCGGACAUGCCCGUCGUCCUGUCCAUCGAGAACCACUGCUCGCUGCCUCAGCAACGCAAGAUGGCGGAGAUCUUCAAGACGGUGUUCGGGGAACGUCUGGUGACGCGCUUCCUCUUCGAGAGCGACUUCAGCGACGACCCUCACCUGCCGUCGCCGCUGCAGCUGCGGGGGAGGAUCCUCCUGAAGAACAAGAAGCUGAAAGCCCACCAGGCCCCGGUGGACAUCCUCAAACAGAAGGCUCACCAGCUCGCCCACAUGCAGGCUCAGGCCAGCAACGGCUCCCCGGGGGUCACAUCACCUGGGAGCCACGCCAACGAGGAGGAGGAAGAGGAAGAAGACGAGUACGACUACGACUAUGAGUCUCUAUCAGAUGCUGAUGUCCUCACAGCCUCUACUGCCUCCUAUGGCCUGGAAGAUAACAUCCUGGAUGACAAGCCCGAGGGGAAGAGCCCAGCAGACAAAGAGGAGCAGCCUGUUGAUGAAAUCCCAAAGAGGAUGAAGAAGACUGACAGCACCACGCAGAGCAAAGGAAAGGUGUUUGACAUGGAGCUGGGGGAGGAGUUCUACCUUCCUCAGAACAAGAAGGAGAGUCGACAGAUCGCCCAGGAGCUGUCCGACCUCGUCAUCUACUGCCAGGCUGUGAAAUUCCCGGGCCUGUCCACGCUGUCUCCGGCCGGCUCCGGCAGAGGGAAGGACCGGGGGAAGAGCAGGAAGUCCAUAUUUGGCACCGCUCCGGCUCGCUGCGGCAUAACGGGGGAGGUCACGGCCCAGAGCCGCACCCCUGGGAAAGGUGGCGCUGACCGGCUCAGCUGGGAGGAGCAUCAGCAGACGUCGCCCACCCUCAACCCCCCCACCUCCCUCAGCGCCAUCAUCCGCACGCCCAAGUGCUACCACGUCUCCUCCGUCAACGAGAACGCCGCCAAGCGCCUAUACCGGCGCUACUCCCAGAAGCUGAUCCACCACACGGCGUGCCAGCUGCUCCGGACGUACCCCGCUGCCACCAGGAUCGACUCCACCAACCCCAACCCGCUGCUCUUCUGGCUGCACGGCAUCCAGCUGGUGGCGCUCAACUACCAGACCGACGAUCUGCCCAUGCAGUUGAACACAGCGCUGUUCGAGGCCAACGGCGGCUGUGGCUAUGUCCUGAAGCCGGCGGUGCUGUGGGACCGCAGCUGUUUGCUCUAUCAGCAGUUCUGUCCGAUGGAUAGAGACGUGGAGAAGAUGAGCCCGGCGGUCUAUUCCCUCACCAUUGUCUCUGGUCAGAACGUGUGUCCCGGGAACAGCGCCGGCAGCCCCUGCAUCGAGGUGGACGUCCUGGGCAUGCCCGUGGACAGCUGCCACUUCCGCACCAAACCCAUCCACCGCAACACGCUCAACCCCAUGUGGAGCGAGCACUUCCAGUUCACCGUGCACUUUGAGGACAUGUGCUUCCUGCGCGUCGCUGUGGUGGAGAACAACAGCUCCCAGACCACGGCUCAGAGGACCCUGCCCCUGAAAGCCCUCAAACCAGGUUAUAGACACGUCCAGUUGAGGACACAGCACAACGAGCAACUUGAGGUUUCCGGCUUACUCAUCUACAGCCGCAGGAUAGAGGAGGGGCCAACAGGGGGCGCCACUCCCUCAUCCCUGCUGUUCAGCUCGGAGGAGAAACAUGCGUCCCAGCCGCACCGGGUGACGGUGCACGGAGCUCCUGGUCCGGAGCCCUUCACCGUGUUCUGUGUCACCGAGCAGACCACCGCCAAGCAGCUGCUGGACACGGUUGUGGCAUCCUCUGGGAAUCCGUCCGAUUACUUCCUGUGUGAGGAGCGGGCCCCUCUGUUGAAGGAGCGCAGUGAGGUGAAGCGCUGUGCCCAGCAGCGCCCCCUGGCUCCGGAGGAGGAGGUGGUCCGACUGGUCUCCAGCUGGAGCACGGAGGACGGAUACGUGGGGAGGAUCUACCUCAAAACCAGAGAGGAGAACUUGAACGAGCUGAACACGGUGCUGGACGGAGAGGAGGAGGUGACUGUGGGGAGCAGAGAAGGAGGAGGAGGAGGAGGCGCAGGAGAGGAAGACAUGUUCUUUGUUCAGGUUCAUGAAGUUUCUCCAGAACAGCCGCACACUGUGAUCAAGGCCCCGCGCUACAGCACCGCUCAGGACAUCAUCCAGCAGUCUCUGUCGAAGGCCAAGUAUUCCUACAGCAUCGUCUCCAACCCCAACCCGUGUGACUACGUCCUGAUGGAGGAGGUGACCAAGGACGUGAGCUCUAAGAAGUCCUCGGCCUCCAAGCCGCUGCAGCGCGUGCUGCUGGAUCACGAGUGCGUCUUCCAGGCGCAGAGUCGCUGGCGCGGAGCGGGACGCUUCAUUCUUAAGCUCAAGGAGCAGGUGUCUCGGGAGGACAAGAAGAAAGUCAUGUCCUUCGCCAGCGAGCUGAAGAAGCUGACCAGCCGCAGCCGCAGCAUGACCACGGGCAGCGCAGUGGACGGCCCGGCCCAGAGGUACAUGUCUGCAGCUGCAGGUCUGAGGGCGUGGGUGGCCGAGGGCCGGGUGGGGGCCGGGAGGUUCCUGCAGUCCUCCUCCUCCUCCUUCAGGGGGCAGUUCCCACCUAUUCAUCUGCCAGCCUCGACCCUGACCCCCCUCGUCUGGAAGCUUCACCUCCUCAGGAACUGGAAGAUCCACAAAUGAAGUCCAGAGCGAGAGAGAGACACUUCUAAACUUGGAGAUUUCACCCCCCCCCCUCCCUUUUGCAGGAGAGGCAGUGGUUCCGGUGAGUCGGACUCGGCCUCUCGGGGGACGGGGUUUGAGCCGUGCCCCGGUGACGGGUCAGGCUGCGGCUGAGCAGCCACUUUGAUUGGUUGGACGAUGGAGAGGAGUUUGUGGCGUCGUGGGGGGGGGGGCGGAGAGGCUCUGGCUCAUCUUGGUAUUAUUGCUUGUUGUGCGGCUGCAUGUUUGGAGUCCAGGAGCUGAAAAGCCGUUUGUGCAAAUAGCUUCUCUGAGAUAUCUUUUAGUUUGGACGACAUUGAAAUGCAUGUUGUGCGUUAUUACAACACAACGUGUCGGGUUUACCUUCCCUGUCCGUGGCCGCUGAGGAGCCCUGACUCAAGGCCCUCAUACGUAUUCAUGAAGACGUUUGAACAACAACAGCCCCAGGAAGUAAAGGAUGGUGGGAGUCAUUAAAUGAAAUCCACUUACUUCUCUGCUCGGGGAAGACAAAUACAAAAAACCCAGUGCAGGUAUUUAAGUGUGAAAACACCAAAGUGAGAAAAUCUAUAUCUUAUUUUGUCGUCCAAACACGAAGUCUCUGAGACUUUAUUUGUGCGAAUGGAUUUCCUACGAACCAGAGUAGCAGCUGCUCGUGUUGGAGCCGUAUCGGGGGUGCAUGAUUCUGAAAUGAACGGGAGGAAUUUGACUUCCCUCAGUUUGCUUUCUGAAGAGCCUUUUAUUUUCCAUCUCCCCCCAAAAAAGACAGCACAGGACACAAAGUCCAAACGGCCUCUGGGUUGAAGGAGUUGAUUCAGGGAGAAUUCUAUUGAAUGGUCUGUUUUCCUCAAAGGGCUGCGGUUUGUAAUCAGAGGAAUAAAACCUCUAUAUUAGUUUAUAUUUUAUGUUCCUGGCUUCCCCUGAAAGAAAGCACCCGGCAGAUGGAGGGAGAUCUGCUGAGGGAUGAAAGGAAGUCGUGAAGGAGUCCGACAAGCUGGCUUGUUCGAUUCCUUUCUUACUGUUCCAGUUUCCCAGUACUGUACUGUACUGGGACGGGGCGGUGCAGACUCCCAUCGCUCACAGGAGGACGCAGCCGAGCGAGAUGUUCUCAUGUUUAUUCAGAUACUCAGCGACGUGACCGUCUCCGGCCCACAAUGCAUCGCAGCAUAUUUUCUGUAAGGCAGUGUGGAUGUGCACGGUUCACUUGUGCAGAGGAAACUGUGGAUCAACUUUUAAUCACAGUUGUUGGUAAAGUUUUUCUUCUGCGUUUCCUCAAAAUGUAAAAAACGCUGCCUUGAACUUUUGCUCAUUUUCUGGCUGUUUCUCUGACGAAGGUCUUUGAACUUUAGUGCCACCGUCACGUCCACGUUAUUUCAACAAACUUCUUAUCGUCUUAGCAUCAGAACUAAGUAAUAGAAAAAAUUAAGAAAACAACUUUUUUUAUAUAGAAAUGCUUCGUGUAACAAGGACGGUGAAAUACGGUAUACGAGGGUUGGCACCUUCAUUCUAACUUUUCAACGAAAUAGAAAAAUUCAAAAUACACAAUAAAUUAUGAUAAUUACUAUUUGUUCAAUGAGGUUCGAUACUUUCAAAGACUUUGAGGAAAAACAUCUCAAGCUGAUUUUUAGAGAAACGCAACCUUUUCUUCUGCAAACAGCAUUUUGCACAUUUCGUUUUCCUCUUGCUGUUUUUCUUCAGUGUUACUUUUUGACAGACACAUGAUUGUUAUGAUUUUUUUUUUUUUAUUUAGUCUUCAUCAUUGUAUUUAUUCCUUUUUUUGGGGCCAGUUGUGAAAUUCAUUUUGAAGGCACAAGUAGAUAUUUGGGCAGUUUUUUUCUUUAAUUAAUCUUUAUCUGAUUAACUCGUCUGAGCCCAAACUUCCCCUCAACACAAUGAUUUGAAUUGAAUUGAUCUCCAUCGGCCCAGAUGUCCUGUUCUUGAUUCAGCUCGCAGCAUCUUUAUAGAUCACUAAUACUGAUCGAUUUGUCAUAGAUGAUGAUUGUAGAGCUCAUUUUUUACUCACUGUUCAUUUCAGUUUUCUUUGAAACUGUUGUAAAACUUGAUUUAUUUGGGGCCACUUUUCCCAAUUUGUUCUGUUUUGACUUGUAAAAUGUCCAUAUUUUAAAAUGUGUGUUUUUUCUAAAGACCUUUCCUCUGUUUCUCAUGCGUCUUAGUUCAGAUCUUCCGAAGAAACUAACACUUUACAUUCAAAGUCAAAUGUGGACAGGAGGAGAAGGCCUGACUAGAUUAAUAUGGCAUUUCCACAGCUACUCUACUACACUGACAACUCUCACAUGAUUCUCAAAUUAACUCUGAAAAACGAAUUUCUUGUGAGUUGUGUAACUCAAACUUGCUAAAAGCAACACCUCGAUCAGAAUGUGUUGUGCUUUCGUCAAUUUCCUCCUUUAUUUCUCACCCAUUCCAAAAAUGUUUCAUUCAUUUAAAACCUUCUCAAACCUCCAGGUAGUAAACAACUCAGCUAUUUAAAAUGCAGGAAAUAGAAUUUGAAAUGUGGGACUUUUAUUUUAUUGGCAGAAAUGUGGCCACAGUCCAUGAGGAUGGAAACGAAUUGGACUUUCUGUGCUUCUUAGCUUUAUUUGUCUUUGCUCAGUGCCGAGUCACGUUAGAAUUUUAGUGCAAUAGUGAAGUUCUGUCACUUCAACUCUUGAAGGUUUUAUCGUCUUGACGUCACUGAUGUGUUUUAACUCUAAUUCUUUAUUCCUGAUCCCGACUCGGUUCUUUGAACGAGUCGAAUCUGACAAAACUCACGCACAAAGAUUUCCCUGCUGGUCCCGAGGCAGCAGGACGAGCCCUGAACGGAACUGAAGUGAGAUCAGAUUCUGUCGUCACUGUUAUCAGGAAGAAAACAUGUAGAAAUGUCCUAAUGCACAACAAAAAGAUUGUACUAUAGAAACUGGUGAUUAUCUAGAACUAACCAGUGAUGUGUCUGUACACGCGUGUGAAGUCCACGAUGACUUCGAACAGGAAGGGAUGUUUUCUGUCACAUGUCUGAUUCCUCUGCUUCAUCCCAUCCUCACGUUCUGUUUCCCUCCCCUCUAACCUGUAGACCUCAUUUUCUGAAUGUAACAUGUUCUUAACGUGUUGAACCUGAGACACGUGUGUGUGUGUGUUGGAUGUUAUUUAUUUGAAUGUGAAGCCCUGGUUGGCAUUUCUCUGUUGUUGUUGUUGUUGUUUAUGUAUAAUUUCCUGUAAGCAGUUUUUUUUUUAUUUAUUUCAGUCCGAGAGAGGAUAAACUCUCCACUGCCCUAAUUUGACUAAAAUGUAUUUAGAAAUGUAAUAUAAAUAUUAAGCAAUAUUUGACUUAAUGUGUAAAAUAUUCAGUGCAGUAUUCUUGUGUCUGGCAUGGUAGACUGCAGUACACAGCAGCAUCCCUUUACGCCUUUAGGUCAUGCCUUGAUGAUUUGGGUGUAUUCUGUAUAUCCACUGAAUAUGACGUGUGUUAGCACUCUGUUGUUUCCAGGACAUGUGACCUAUACCCUCUAAUAUCCACUGUCCACGCUGUGAUGGGGCUGUCACGUGAACAUUUGUCUAUUUACUUGAAUUUUUCAAUGGAUUAUAGUCGGUGGAUUUGUUGUGUACCAGGAUCAUAAUAAAAACACAAAUAGGUAA
Messenger RNA from Pleuronectes platessa (European plaice), 11222 nucleotides. RefSeq names its product phospholipase C, epsilon 1 (gene plce1). The coding region runs from base 471 to 7577 and encodes 2368 amino acids. Gene Ontology annotation, molecular function: phosphatidylinositol-4,5-bisphosphate phospholipase C activity; guanyl-nucleotide exchange factor activity. Lineage: Eukaryota; Metazoa; Chordata; Actinopteri; Pleuronectiformes; Pleuronectidae. The transcript is spliced from 45 exons. The record is from RefSeq and is a predicted model, not a curated record. Gene Ontology annotation, biological process: lipid metabolic process; phosphatidylinositol-mediated signaling; small GTPase-mediated signal transduction.